GUUUUACUUUUCUUCUGAUAUUUUUUUUUUCUUCUUUCCCAUAACGCCAAAACUCCUUCAUUCUAUUCUAUUCUCUUCCUCACCCCGAGUUUGCUCAUUCUUCACCUCUCUUCUCUCUCUCACUUCCACUCCACUCCUCUCUCUCUCUCUCUCUCACACACACGCACCAUGAACUCUUCUUAUAUGCUGCACGCUCUUUCCUCUUGAACAGUGAAAUGGGUUCGUCCUCUUCUGUCCACCGAAACCAGCAAACCAACAUGAAGCACCUCACGCUCUCUUUGGAGUCCAAAGCUGAAAACCUCGUGAUUUCUUCAUCACCCUUCAAAGAAAAAUCCAAAAACGGAAACUUUGUGGCUGAUGAUGCAGCGUUUAAGUCUCAGUGGUCACCCUCUCGGUCAACCACCACCUUCUCAGUCACGGACUGUGGGGAUGAUGAUGGAAAGGAUGACUCAUUUUUUGACUCAAAGGCCUGGUUAGACUCAGACUGUGAAGAUGAUUUCUACAGUGUAAAGGGUGAGUUUACUCCAUCUCGUGGAAGCACUCCAUUGCACCACAUAUUUCUCAACAAAACCUCUUCUUCUGAGCCUGAACCAUCUCCAACAACACAAAAGAAAAAGUUGUUGGAUCUUUUCCGCGAAAGUGUGAGAGAAAAUCCAAGUGAAGAUGGUGAGAACACUUUUGACAAUGAAAUGAAAGAAGUGAAAGCAACAACUGUGCAUGAACUUCCGAAAUCUGCACACAGCACUCCGUAUGUUUCAUGGGGAAACUCUGCAUGUAGCAGUGAAAGAACGACGAAUGGAGAUCAUGUAUCCCUCAGAGAAAAAACUGUUAAAACUGUUCAGGGGUGCCUUCCGAGCUUGGCUUCAUGCCGUAGCUUCAGUGAGAGGAAGAGAAAGACAAGUCCUGCAAUAGCAGCAAAUGGAAAAGCUUAGUAGACAUGAUCAUCAAGAUCAAUGAACUGAAUAUCAUAGUGUACAUCUUUAACGUUAUCAUCCUUGUAAAGAGCCAAGUAGCAAUAUGAAUAUGAGAAUAUGAAAGCGUGUGCACAAACGGAAGAGAUGUAAUAUAUCAAUAAGCAAACAGAUUUUUGUUUCAUAAUCUAUGGAAUAAAUACCUUCUACAUUGCCUCCA
Molecule: messenger RNA, 1131 nt
Organism: Vigna radiata var. radiata (mung bean)
Lineage: Eukaryota; Viridiplantae; Streptophyta; Magnoliopsida; Fabales; Fabaceae
Exons: 3
Coding region: 216-932 (238 amino acids)
Source: RefSeq, a predicted model, not a curated record